AUGGAACAAGGCCUGAAACUUACACACGAUGAAGGGGGAUCUCGUGUUGAUGCUAGCCAAUAUCGACGUUUGAUUGGGCGGCUUCUCUAUCUUCAAGCCACUAGACCCGACCUUGCCUAUUCGGUGAACGUGCUUAGCCAGUUUGUUGCUAAUCCAAGACAGGUCCACUUUGAUGCUGCUAAUCGUGUCCUUCGCUACCUUAAAAACACCACGGGCCAAGGCAUUUUAUUACCAAGAGAAGGAGGAACUAAGUUAAUUGCCUACUACGAUUUGGACUGGUUAGGAUGUCCUCUCACCAGAAAGUCUCGAACCGGGUAUCUCCUUCUUUUUGGAGGAGGUCCAGUUUCUUGGAAAUCCAAGAAACAAUCGGUCGUCUCCCGUUUGUCUGCUGAAGCUGAAUACCGUGCUAUGACGUCUACAGUUAGUGAGGCUUGUCAUAGAGUGUCAGGAUUUCCAACAUUCUUUAUUUAG
Helianthus annuus (common sunflower) is the source of this 471-nucleotide messenger RNA. RefSeq names its product secreted RxLR effector protein 161-like. Bases 1 to 471 code for a protein of 156 amino acids. The transcript has 2 exons. Lineage: Eukaryota; Viridiplantae; Streptophyta; Magnoliopsida; Asterales; Asteraceae. The record is from RefSeq and is a predicted model, not a curated record.